This is a messenger RNA of Gekko japonicus, 1569 nucleotides long. It is a transcript of the gene CHRM1, whose product is annotated as cholinergic receptor, muscarinic 1. Gene Ontology annotation, biological process: G protein-coupled receptor signaling pathway, coupled to cyclic nucleotide second messenger; chemical synaptic transmission; adenylate cyclase-inhibiting G protein-coupled acetylcholine receptor signaling pathway. Bases 1 to 1569 code for a protein of 522 amino acids. Gene Ontology annotation, cellular component: plasma membrane; dendrite; synapse. The record is from RefSeq and is a predicted model, not a curated record. Gene Ontology annotation, molecular function: G protein-coupled acetylcholine receptor activity; G protein-coupled serotonin receptor activity. The transcript has a single exon. Lineage: Eukaryota; Metazoa; Chordata; Lepidosauria; Squamata; Gekkonidae.
AUGAACCUAUCAGACACUCCACUGGGCCACAAUAGGUCCCUGGAUGUACAAGGCACACCACCAGAAGAAGGCCACUCCCUCUGGGAAGUGGUCUUGAUUGUUGUGACAACAGGCAUCCUCUCAUUGGUCACAGUCAUGGGGAACCUGCUGGUGAUCGUCUCCUUCAAGGUCAACCGAGAGCUGAAAACAGUCAACAACUACUUCCUGCUUAGCCUUGCUGGUGCCGACCUCAUUAUUGGGGCAAUCUCAAUGAACCUGUAUACCACGUACAUUGUCAUGGGACGGUGGGCAAUGGGUAGUGUGGCCUGUGACCUGUGGUUGGCCCUAGACUAUGUGGCCAGUAAUGCCUCUAUUAUGAACCUCCUGGUCAUCAGCUUCGACCGCUAUUUCUCCAUCACCCGUCCCCUCACCUACAGAGCCAAGCGAACGCCCAAGAGAGCAGCUAUUAUGAUAGGUCUGGCGUGGGCUAUCUCAUUUGUCCUGUGGGCACCUGCCAUCUUGUUUUGGCAGAAUGUGGUUGGAGAGCGAACAGUCCCUGAGAACGACUGCCACAUUCAGUUCCUCUCAGUGCCCAUAAUCACAUUCGGAACAGCCAUUGCUGCCUUCUAUCUCCCUGUCACCAUCAUGGUGGCCCUCUACUGGAGAAUCUACCAAGAGAUCCAAAAGAGAGCGAAGGAGAUCUCUGGAUUACAGGCCUCAGAGUUCAAGAAUAACCCACGAGCAACUUCCAAAACAACCCAAAAUGGUGGCAGUGGAAGCACUAGCAGCUCAGAACGGUCACAUCCUGCCGCCUCUCCAGCUGUGGCAAUCAUCCCCAUGAAGGCUUGCUGUUUCCCUGGACAGAAGGCCAAAGGCAUCUACUUAGAUCGGAGUAGCAAUGGUAGUUGGAACACCACAGAGGAGGAGGAGGCGGAGGAGGCCUCUGCCGAUUCCUUGACCUCAUCUGAAGGAGAGGAACAACCCUUCGAAGUCCACUCUAUCUGCUCAGUGGUAAUCCGGCUCCCUAUGAUCAGCGCCGUGAUGCAGCCGCCAAGGGAAAUAGAGUACCAAGAUCCCAAGGCAGCCGCCAAGAGGGACUGGGUUGGAGAAAAGGGCCUGGUAACGAUCCCCAAACAACCUCCAAAUGAGGACAAGAGACUCAAAAAAGCAAUGAUACCCCUGAGGGAUAAGACACAGGAAGAGGCCAAAAGGCAAAUCCCAAGGCGGAGAAGGAGGAGGAACCACCUCUCCAAGCGGAAGACCCUCUCGCUGGUGAAAGAGAGGAAGGCGGCCCGAACGCUCAGUGCUAUCUUGUUGGCCUUCAUCAUUACCUGGACACCCUACAACAUCAUGGUGCUCGUGUCAACUUUCUGCCAUAAAUGCAUCCCCCCAGCCCUGUGGAAAUUUGGGUACUGGCUCUGCUACGUCAACAGCACUGUCAACCCAAUGUGCUAUGCUCUGUGCAACAGGUCCUUCCGAACCACCUUCCGGAUGCUGCUGCAGUGUCACUGGAAUCGGCAUCAUUGGAGGAAGAUGCCCAAGAAGGUUCCCAAGAAGAUGCCCAUCUCCUGCGCUGUGUCAGGCUGCUGA